This is a messenger RNA of Melampsora larici-populina 98AG31, 1653 nucleotides long. RefSeq lists its product as uncharacterized. Lineage: Eukaryota; Fungi; Basidiomycota; Pucciniomycetes; Pucciniales; Melampsoraceae. The record is from RefSeq and is a predicted model, not a curated record. The coding region runs from base 1 to 1653 and encodes 550 amino acids. The transcript has 10 exons.
AUGCUUCUCAUUGACUUCAUCAACCAACUCGCCACAGACUACCCUGAGCUUCAUUUGACCAUCACCCUUCGUGACUUCAUCCAUUUUACUGCUCUGGCGGCCGAAAUCAUUGCUCGGACCAACGGCACAUGGAUUUCUCGGAGCAAUGGCAAUUCAGUGGUCCCUUUCCUGCGCAAAGUGCUGAAUAUAGCUCUUCUGAAACACAUCUGUUACGACCUCUGGCACACAAUUGCGCCCACAAUACACCAAUACCGAGUUCAACCAGCACUUGUAAUUCAACAAUAUGGACACCUUCCGGAGCAUCAUCCAGUCCACAUACCAGAAACAACCCUUGUAUCUCCUGUCAAAAACUGUCUGCUCUGCAAAAAACGCCCCAAGUUACAUCACCGUUGUUGCCUAGAUGGCUAUCUGUACGACCUAGAUGGUGUGCACACUAUUGUCCGACUUAUUACCGUCCCAGUUACUACUCCAACAACAAGUUUUGCACUUAUUACUUGGCCCUGGACGGACACAACCCAGAUGUCUUUCAGGGUUGAUGGUCGCUCAUGUUUCCAAUUUCAACCUUCGCUCCAUGCGGCACCAACCGUCCUUCCGGCGAUGUCCGAAAUCACUUGCCAAGAUGGCUCAGAGCUCCAUGUCCUACUCAACAAAGCAGACUCUGCAUACGGGCGUGUAACCGUGGACACCUAUAUUCAGCCAGAAAAACGUUAUGAAGAUGCAAUGAAGAAGGUGCUGGAAUGGAUUGCUCUGGAAGGAACCAAGCACCACAACCAUGCGUGCUCUGGUUGUGUCCAAAUAGUACCUCUUGCUGGCGAGCAAGCCAAACUGGCCUACAUCCGUGCAGUAGUCACCAAUGGCAUUACCAUCGGCCACUCGCGAUGCACUGCUACCUCUCAACAACUGCGUGAGCUCGCAGCAACCGAUGGCUUGCCCCCGCCCAAAGGACCAUGCACAACCUCUUUGACAGGUGUUCACGACCGCUUUUGCGGAUUUCACGAAAAACACCUUGGUCGACAUUGUCAAGCUCAGCCAUGCACCGCAGACGCACUUGAAGGCACGAAAACCUGCAAAGAGCACGUGGAGUCGUAUUCUAAAUUCAAAGCGCGAGUCACUGGCAACUUUGCCCUCACUUCGAUUCUUCACAGGCCAGGUUCAAAUCGCCCUUCCGACCCUACGGUGCACCAAGACUGGAACACCGCCGAGCUGGUAGGCCUGGAAGACGUCCAAGAAGGCGACGAGGCCGAUCGUGUUCAUGAGGCGGUUGCGAAGGUGGAGAUGUACGUGUGGAAUCAUCCUGGAACACGAGACAUUCUUUCACUCAGAAAGCGUGAGCGCGGAUUUUAUCCUGAGGACCUUUCCAAAACAAAUUACACAGUCGACCCCUUCCACUUCCGAGGACACAAAGCCAGCGACGACUUCUGCCAGCAUUAUACCGACCCCAAGCGCUUUCCUGAACUACAAAAGGAUGGUAAUUGGGUUUUUAAUUCUUCAGCAGCUGAGAUGACCAACAUCUGGUAUGGCGGUUUUGCAUUGCUUGCACAAAGCAUGUCUGCCAUCCGCUUCAACUUUAUGAUGGAGGACAUGAUUGAGAGGAGGAAUGAAUGGUUGAUACAAAGGCUGUCCAAAAGUUGCAUUUUGUCUGCCACUGUUUGA